GAGUCUAAUUAGGUUUUCCCUAUAUGAAUAUGAAGACAUUACAGGCCUGAAUUGUGAAACAAUAGAUGAGGGGGAUAACGUAUUGGUUGAUCACAGAGCAUUUUGGGAAGAGCUAAAGGUCGAUGGAGCGCCAAACUGGUAUGAGUUGGAUGAAGCGCUGAAGGUUUGCAGGACUUGGGUUCCAGAGAAGAGAAAGAUGAUUGGAUUGUUAUUUGUGUUGCAUGUUGGUAUUUUGGGAAUCUCGAGGUCUAGUAGGAUUCCUUUGGAAUAUGCAAAAAGAGUUGUGGAUGGAAAAGCAUUUGAACGAUUUCUGUGGGGGCGGAUAGGGUUUAGGGAGCUAAUUCAGUCUAUAAAAGUGGUUUCUUUUGAGAACAAUGGUUAUGCAAUCCAUGGAUGUGUGCAUGUGUUAAUGAUAUGGGCUUUGGAUAGUUUGGUUAACCUGGGGAAAAAACAUGGUAAAAAAAGAGAAGUUGGUGAUGAUGAAGGGGAAGUCCCCCUGCUUAGCUGGAGUGGUGGCCGUCCAAGGAUUUCAGUAGCUGAGUUUCUAGCGAGAGAGAAACAAUUACAUAAGAAGGUGCAAGUUCAUCAUUUAUCUAUAAGACGGAAAGAGGAAAUAUAUCCAAUUUGGCAGGGGAGAAUGCGGUGUAUGGGGAUGGACCGAUGGAGUAGGUGGAAACAAGUUGCUUGACAACCUGCUGCAUGAUAUAAUUGAGGGUUGUGUUGAUGAAAAGCAAUGGUAUGAAAACGAUGAAACGGUGGUUGUUGAGAAGAAGAGGAUGGAUAAGAGGUCGCGUCGUCAGAGUGCCGAAGAUAUGUUGGUGUGGGGAAGGAAUUGUGACUGUCAUUUCCAAAUCUGAUUCCAAUCCAUAUCGGCGAUACUUCUGCUGUGGAUACGCUGCUUCAAAUCGGGUAAGUUAUUGCUAAACAUGAGGCAUACAAAAUUAACUCUAUGACAAUUUGGUAUCUUAACCAGCUGCAGAACGAUGAUCACACUUUUAAGUGGGUUGAUGAAGCAAUGCUUAACGAGAUCGAUUCAUUGGUUCAAAAGAAUUGUCAACUGGAGGACCAGCUAAAAGAGGUCAGAUCUGAGAGGGAGGCCUUCGAGAAACUCGUCUUUGAUAAUAUAGGAAGUAAGGUGGAAAAGGAGGUUUAUGCGAAGAUUGAACAUGCGGUGUCUGAAGCCAAAGCCAGCACUAAAAAGGUCAUACUCGGCAUUGUCGUUUUUGGUAUGCUGAUUUUCGGCUGCAAGCGGUUAUUUUGAUGAUGUCGUUGUCAAUGUUCUGUAUAUGGUAGUCGCUAGUAUGUUGUCCUCGGACGUGUUAUAACUAUUGGCUGUUUGUAUGGGUAUCGUAAACACUAGUUCGUUACU
Messenger RNA from Camelina sativa (false flax), 1369 nucleotides. Lineage: Eukaryota; Viridiplantae; Streptophyta; Magnoliopsida; Brassicales; Brassicaceae. The record is from RefSeq and is a predicted model, not a curated record.